AGACAGUAGACAUUCAGAAUCACAAUUCAGAUUUAUAGUGCCGCAACUCAAUUUCCGUUUAUCUCGAAAUAAAAUUUGUUUUCAACGAAGGAAAAUCUUCUACAAAAGAUCAUCGUCUAGCAAUGUCUAGUAAAAUAGAUUGGGCCAAGUAUGUAGCUGAAACUGAGAAAAACCUCACGAACAAGAUAGCAAAUGUAGAAAUUUCAAACGAAGGUGAUAAUCAUGCAAAAAACGCAAUCGGAGAAGAUGACGAUGAUGCUCCUGAUCAAUUCAGUCCUGCAGAGGCGAGUCUCCUAGCAAAGGUCAUAAGAAAAGGCUUAGUUGAAAGUAAAAAUGACAUCGAGGUGCAGCGGAAAGAUCCAAAAUCACCACUGUACUCUGUCAAAUCCUUCGAAGCUUUGAAUUUGAAUCCAAAACUACUAAAAGGAGUCUUUGACAUGGGAUUUAAUGCUCCUUCCAAAAUCCAAGAAACUGCGCUACCUACUCUUUUGGCAGAUCCCCCACAGAACUUAAUAGCCCAGGCACAGUCAGGUACUGGAAAAACUGCAGCUUUCGUUCUGGCUAUGUUAAGUAGAGUUGAUGUAACAAAGAAAUACCCACAAGUACUGUGCCUUUCUCCAACUUACGAAUUAGCAAUUCAGACUGGUGAAGUUGCAGCUCAUAUGGCAAAAUUCUGCCCAGAAAUUGAAAUGAGAUUUGCAGUAAGGGGAGAGGAUGUGCCUAGAGGAACAAAAUUGACUGAACAUAUAAUAAUUGGCACACCAGGAAAAGUUUUGGAUUGGGGUAUCAAAUUUCGAGUAUUUGAUUUGAAAAAAAUCGACGUUUUCGUUUUGGACGAGGCUGAUGUUAUGAUAGCAACACAAGGACAUCAAGAUCAGUGCAUUAGAAUACAUAAGAAUCUCAGUCCGACUUGUCAAAUGAUGUUUUUCUCAGCAACGUACGACCAAGAGGUUAUGGAUUUCGCUGAGCACAUUGUAAAGACUCCCAUUAUAAUGAGGUUGAAACGGGAAGAAGAAAGCUUAGAUAACAUUACUCAAUAUUACGUGAGGUGCGCAAAUCAGCAAGAAAAGUACAGUGCCGUUACAAAUAUCUACGGUACAAUAGCCGUUGGUCAAGCCAUAAUAUUCUGCCAUACAAGAAAAACAGCUUCUUGGCUGUCAGGAAAAAUGACCACAGAUGGUCAUGCAGUAGCUGUACUUUCGGGAGAUUUAACUGUGGACCAGCGUAUAAGCGUUUUGGAUAGGUUUAGACAGGGAAAGGAGAAAGUUCUUAUCACAACAAAUGUACUCUCGAGAGGUAUUGAUGUAGAACAAGUUACCAUCGUUGUAAACUUCGACUUACCAGUCGAUGUACACGGCAAAGCAGACUGUGAGACUUAUCUACACAGAAUUGGUCGCACAGGAAGAUUUGGCAAACGUGGAAUCGCUAUAAACCUUGUGGAUUCCGAUCAGUCGAUGGCCAUUUGUAAGUCGAUUGAGAAACAUUUCAAUCGAAAAAUCCAUUAUCUGAAUGCAGAGGACUCAGAUGAAAUCGAAAAAAUUGGGAAUUAAAUUAUAUAUUUAGAAUCAUGAAUAGAAAUUUUUUACGUUUAUUUUUGAAUUAAAUUGUCAUAUUUAUUUUUCAGUUGACUUGAUGUUAAAAUAUCUUUGAUG
This is a messenger RNA of Anoplophora glabripennis (Asian longhorned beetle), 1652 nucleotides long. It is a transcript of the gene Dbp80, whose product is annotated as DEAD-box helicase Dbp80. The coding region runs from base 123 to 1550 and encodes 475 amino acids. Gene Ontology annotation, biological process: poly(A)+ mRNA export from nucleus. NCBI's taxonomy places the organism in Eukaryota, Metazoa, Arthropoda, Insecta, Coleoptera, Cerambycidae. Gene Ontology annotation, molecular function: RNA helicase activity; ATP binding; RNA binding. Gene Ontology annotation, cellular component: cytoplasmic stress granule; nucleus. The transcript has 8 exons. The record is from RefSeq and is a predicted model, not a curated record.